AUUCUUUAUUUACAAAAUAUGAAGUUUGAUGACUGUUCUGCUUACGUGAUUAAGUGAUAGUAAAUUUUAUAAAACUUCUUGUAAAUUUCUCAUAAUGUUAUUUGAAAGAGUGUCUUCUUGCUAUUUGAUAGUGGUUUUCAAUUUAUAGACAAUAAUCUAAACAUCUUCAUCUAUGAAUUUGGGAGUAUUCAAUAGAGUAAAUUGGAAGGAAGCAGGCGGCGACGGCAUGUACGGCGAAUGGGCGUCGCUGAGUGGAGUGGUGAUGCGGGGGGGCGUGGUGGGCGGCGGGGAAGGUGGAGGAGGAGACAGUGUGCUGAGCAAGCUGGGUGCGUCGAAUGGCCGCGACGUGGCUGUGUCCGUUGUGAAGCAGUUGGCCGCCAAUCUGGGCAUAGCGCAGGCGGCCGAACCCAGUUCGCUCACCACCGACCGUGAAGUCCAAUGGUGCAUGGAGGUGAUCUGCUACGGGCUGAGCUUGCCUCUGAGCGAGCAUGAGGCGAUCAAGGAUUGUGUCAACGUGUACUGCGAGUGGAUGACCUGUCUGCACCCGAUUCCCAAGCUCAGUGUGCCCCGCCCCGUGUGUGAGGACCCCAAUCUCUACGCGCGCAAGAUGAUCGGUCACUUCCACAAUCUGUUUGUGCCCAGGAAGGGUGAAGUCUGGACAUUCCUGUAUUUGGACCUAAGCAUGGACACGAUCAAUCGUCAAGCGGUGCUGUGUCACCGUGUUUUGCGUACUCUCCAACAGGUGGCACAACUGUCCACCUCCAUGGACCGACAGACAUGGGAGACACUGCUGCUCUUCCUAUUGGCUAUUAACGAUACCUUGCUGGCUCCGCCCACUGUCAAAGAUGACGUAGGCGACAAAUUGUGUGAACGCGUGCUGAGUGUGCUAUUCGAAGUGUGGCUGUUGGCAUGCGUGCACUGCUUCCCCUCUCCCCCACUCUGGAAGACCCUGCGUGAGAUGUCGAUGAACUGGCGUCACCGGGUCGCUCUGGUCGAGCAAUGGAACCGCGUCAACUUGGCGCUCACGCAACGGUUGCUCGACUUCAUGUACGGGCCCAGUUUUCCUCAGCUCAAGAUUUUGGAAGACGACAUCCAACUAAUCCCGGAAGGUAUGUCGAACGACUGCGUCGCCCAAUGCUGGUUCCGUCUGCUGCAUUGCAUCGGCAAUCCCGUUGACCUGUGCAGACCGCAGGUGAUCAGCCAGACACAGAAGUUCCUGCAGUUUGCGAUCACGAGCGACAGUGUGGUCGACCCCUGCCAACAUCCCUGUCUGGCCGUCCUGCCUCACAACUUCCUCAAGGCCAUCAAGGGCAUAGCGGGACAGGUGGACGCGUUUCUGGGAAUUGCAACACAGCCAAUCACGUGGGACGAUAGUGGCGGAGGAGGAGGAGGAGGUGAGGGGAAGAAAGGUGGAGGAGGAGGAGGGGAUGCCCCCUCCCACUCUCCCACACCUCCAACCCAGCGGCGGCUGGCUAAAAGCUUUAGUGUGGCUCCCUCUACUGUGACAAAGGGUAUUCCGAAAGCAUCUCUCAUUGCUUUGACAACAAGCAGAGCCUCAGCUGUAAGUCAUCCUCCUCCCCCCACCCCGGGAAAUUCUGGGCCUUCCUCAACCUCAAGUGUUACUUCUCUGUUAUCACUGGGAUGUGAGGUGCGUACUCCGUUGGCACCAUGCAGACCGAAAUCGAACAGCAUCCUCCACUUGUUUGGCGAAUGGUUGUUCGAGGCUGCACAAAUUGGAACCCCGCUUUACAGAAGUCGACUUGGCAAUAGAGACAGCCGACCCAGCUCAGUGAGACUAGACUCGGUGGGCAGUACCGGCUCGACCAAUCGCAAAGGCAGUCUGUCGACCACCAGCCAACCAGGCUCGCUCACAGAUGACCUUGACGGGGUGGGCGGUGGGGGUGGGGGCACAUCGCCCUACCCUUCCCCCGGCCUCUCCUACCAGUCGGGUCGCGCCGAGGCAAUAGGCGCAUUGUGUCGCAUAUUUUGCGCAAAGAAAACGGGCGAAGAAAUACUGUCCGUUUACUAUGCCAGGUUCUAUUUGACGCUGCAACAGGGGUUAAAAGUAAUCGAUUAUAGUUUGCCGCCGCCUUCUACGCCUGGCAGGGAGUGCGAAGAAACGUUGUCGAGUAUUCUGGUCAAUUCCCCUGAUCUGCUACGUCUCGAUUUGGAUGGUAUUCAGAUUCUGGUGCCAAGCCUCAUAGAUGCUCUAGAAAUCGUUCUACCCGAGAAAGAUUUGAAUUUGAAGUCUCCAUCAGUUUCAAAGGUUGAACUCAGAAGAAACUCAAUACAUCUUCUCCUGUCAAUGUUGGUUCUACCGUUGCAUUAUCAAAAUUUACCAAUCAAACCACUGCUGGGACAUGAGUCGAUUCCUUUGACAUUUUCUCAACUGAAGCCAAGACUCAUGAACCUGUUGAUUAAUGCCCUACAAGUCGAAACUGAUCCACAAAAUACUCAGAUGCUCUUGGGAGGUUUGUUGCUCAGUGUACAAGACUCAGCCACUUUUGAAGAAUCAGACCAGGUGACCCAGCCUGAUGUGUUAUCAGCCAGUGGUAGUGACUCUACGUCCAAUCUUCUAUCUUCUGCAGACUCAAUGAGUUCGGUUAGCGGAAUGAGCGACGGCACAAUCACCGAGGAACAAGAUGGCGGCUCUAACGUCUACUACACGGAUGGCGAACACUCUUACGUGAUCAACGCCCCCAACAAACAUUCUGCUCACGGGUUGCUAGUUCGUGCAACAUAUCUGGUCUGCCACCGGUUGAUUUCAUCAUGGAAAACCGAUCUGAAUGUAUCAUUGGCAGCUCUGGAACUGUUGUCUGGACUGGCUAGAGUCCAUAUACGUGAUACUGCAAAAAAACCAACUGACGCACUAGAGUGCAAACGUGCGGUGAAGUGGAUCUGCGACUACAUAGUCUACCAGUGCGGGCGCCCUCCGCCCGCCCACUCCAAGGACCUGCACUCGACCAUAGUGGCCGCCUUCCAGUGUGCGGCCGUCUGGCUGCUGGCCCAUCCCUACAUCCUGCAGGACAAGGACUGGCUGCAGACCCUCUUCGAAGUGGUCGAGUUGGGAAUAUCUGGCUCCAAGUCACAGGGUAAACCAGGAGAAAAAAUCAAGCUGAAGGAUGAGAAAGAGCUGAAACCAGUCUCAAUGCGUGUCAGAGAUGCAGCCGAAUUUCUGCUAAGUGUCAUCCUUGAGCAGGUGGGUUACAUGCCCUCGCCAUGUGGCGCCGAGUCGCUGUCCUGUCUACUGGACGAGGUGGCGCUGGCCAAGCAAUGCAACUCGGCCUCCCAUCAGCUCAGUCAGCAGUCAGCUGUUGCCAAGUUCCGCUACUUUGUGCUCGAGAACUCCACUGUCCUAGCGCUGCUCGAGGAACCGCUUGGAAAUGAUCAAGAUCCGCAACCAACAGUGACGGUGCUGAUCCGGGGCGCUUUCGGCCGGCACGCGUGGACGCUGCAGCUGCGUCACUUGCCGCGGCACAAGUCAGGUGGCAGCAAGUGCAGGCACGUGGGUGGCAGCCCUGGCAGGCCUGUGCCAAUGCACGAUGCGGGCACCGUACGGGCUCCCCCGAGGACUCCCAAACACUUCCCCGACGCCGUCGAGAGGAUACCACAGUGCAAAGUCGACCGUUCAAUCCCCGAACUGGACUCGCUGCUAAUGGACGACCCGAGCGGCGAGCUGAACGAGUUGUCGCGCCUCAUUGAGCGACAGUCGGUGGCCGAGCGGAGCGACACGAGCGACAGUGUAGCGCGCAACAAAGCGACAGUCGCGCGACAGCAUGACACCGAUGCUGAGUGCACGCCGCCGCCUCUCUGUCACGAGUUUCAGACCGCGCGACUCUUUCUGUCGCAUUUCGGCUUUUUGUCGCGGCUCGAUAAUACGCAGCCGACAUCAGUUCCACCGCUAGUAGCCCUGGACACAUCGAGCUCUAGCUUCUGUUCGGAUCUGGCCGCGUUGGACACAAUCGGCUCGAGAACUUGCGACACUUGUCACGUGUUCUAUGUCAGAGCAGGACAGAAACAGGCUGAUCACAUUCUCUCCAAUGUGAUAUCCGACUCAACAGUAUCGCCGCAUUUCCUCGAGAUGCUUCUGUCUCUGGGUUGGCCUGUGACAGUGGGCCAACACCCGGGCUGGACUGGCCAGCUGGAAACCAGCUGGAAGAUAACGCCCACACAAACGAAUGCCGAUUUGGAAGACCACGGCCAACAUGGUGGCAGCCUUUACAAUGGAAACUCUCAUGUGAUCUACUGGGCCGAUGUUAGUUCGGAAAUAGCAUUCGUUGUGCCGACACUCAGCAAUGUCAAGAAGCAUACAGAGAAAGACUUCCAAACAGAUAGUUCAAGAGGUGCCUGGUUUGAACGCAGUGUCAGUGUAUCAGGGGAUAAGCCUCGCAAUAUGAGCCUGGAACUGGAUGGUUCCAAGGAGAAAUGGAGUCGAAGACAUCCCCCCACCCCUGUGCUAGUUGUAUGGCUGGAAAGCUUCGAAGAUCAUCUGCAUUUUCCUUUAGUUGACAUGAUGCCCUACAUCAGCACAGGACUGGAGCCCGAGUCUCAAGGUCAUUUGCCGAGAAGUCAGGACUGCUUCGUCAUUUUCCUGCACGCUUUGCAUAGUGGUUUACUCAGGGUUAGACUGCAGGGUCCGUCUGGCAGAAUGAGCCUUGCCACGCCAUUGGUUGAUGGAAUGGUUAUAAGCCGAAGAGUGGUUGGGUCUCUUGUCAGACAAACGGCUCUAAAUAUGUGCCGUAGGAGACGACUUGAUAACGACAAUUAUCAGCCACCUCACGUGCGACGAAGACUAAAAGUGCAAGAAAUGGUCUCAAAGUACAGAUGUGAAAUGACAUUCCCCGAAUUACUUACCUACUUACUGAGUAACGAGAAGAAAAAUGAUACCAAAGAAAGUUCGUCUGGACGAAAAUGAAUGGCUGAUCUAAUCAACAGUCAUUGCCAAUCUCUGUGAGAAAAUUGUAAUUUUCUCUAACCUCAAUUCAUCGCUUCAAAUACAAUCAGCAUUGGAGCCAGCCUCUUUACAUCAAUUUACAAUAUUGUUUAUUGUAAUUUGUAUUUACAAUAGAAAUGUAUUGUAUCUCAUACACAAUUGUAUUGUUUUUAGAACACAAUGCAACAUUUCUACAAUGCUUUAAAUAAGGACAGAAUUUUAAUGAUUAUAUGAUUGAAAAAAUUGUCGCAACUUUGCAAUACGACUGUACUUACUGUAAAGUACACCAAUUUUAUUUUUUAAAUCAUAUAGAAUAAAUUGCAUUACUGUAUUAUACUUUUAUAAUACAGUGCUGUUUUUCUACAAUUAAUUAGAGAGGAAGCUUUUUGUUAUGAAUUCAAUUCUUGUGAUUGGAUUUAGUGUAAUACAAUAAGGCAACGCAUGUAAUGUGUUGUGUUUUAAUACUAUGUAAUGUACUAAUGCGUAAUUUAUUUGUUUUUUAUUUUAAUUUACAUUGAAUGCGCGGUGUAUCAGUCUUGAAUCUCUUCACCUAUACAAGUCACACGAUAAAAUCAUGUUUAUUGUUGGUAUCAAUAACAAUUUAAGCCCCUUUAAACAGUAUUAUUCAAUAAUUUAUCAGAAAAAGUCCUGAAAAUGGACUAUAAACUAGGGUUAGUUCUUCCUGAACAAUAUUACCUACAUUAUAGGAAAUAUUAUACCGUCAUUAUAACUUCAAACAAGUCUGAAAUAUUUGUAGACGUAUAAAAGAGAAUAUGUUCAGAGAAGUGGAGUUGACAAUAUCCGAAAGUUUUUCUUUCAAGUUGAGAUACUUCAAGUGGGUUCCAAAUCACCAGGAAAUUCAUAACUAAAUAGUUGAACAUAAGCUUUUAAACUAACUCGACAAUGUGAUAUUUUAUCAAAGGUUCAAUGUAGUAGAGAACCAUUGUUUUUUAUUUAUGUUAGUAGAAUCUAUUUUAUUUCAGUUAUUUAGUUUCAAAACAUUGAUAAUCAAAGUAUUUAUAAGUUAGAUUAACUGUAAGAGUAGUUGAUAAUUUUGGGUAAUAAACAGUAUUUUUAUAGAUGAUGGUAUUGAAUAGCUAUAACCAAACUAUGUACUUAAUAUAUUUUGUUGUUAACUA
This is a messenger RNA of Nilaparvata lugens (brown planthopper), 6072 nucleotides long. RefSeq names its product ral GTPase-activating protein subunit beta. Gene Ontology annotation, molecular function: GTPase activator activity. The coding region runs from base 173 to 4915 and encodes 1580 amino acids. NCBI's taxonomy places the organism in Eukaryota, Metazoa, Arthropoda, Insecta, Hemiptera, Delphacidae. The record is from RefSeq and is a predicted model, not a curated record. Gene Ontology annotation, biological process: regulation of small GTPase mediated signal transduction; activation of GTPase activity. The transcript is spliced from 32 exons.